UUAGAUCAGCGUUCAUUAGAACAUCUGUAGGCACACAUACACACUCUCUUUACUGUCAGCCUUCUGCUUACCAGAGUCACAGCAGGAAGUCAGUGAAUCUUCCCCAAGUGCUGACAUUUAAUACCUGGGUUAGCGGCAAAGAUUCAGAGAGGGGUGAGAAGCCCCUCUGGCCUUCAGAUAAAAGAUCUACCCACAAUCAGAAAAUAUGUCACUGCAGAUGAUAACAGUCAAUAAUAACAUAGCCUUAAUUCAGCCGGGCUUUUCAUUGAUGAAUUUUGAUGGGCAAGUUUUCUUCUUUGGCCAAAAAGGCUGGCCCAGGAGAUCCUGCCCUACUGGAGUUUUUCAUUUUGAUGUAAAGCAUAACAAUCUCAGACUGAAGCCUGCAGCUUUCUCUAAGGAUUCCUGUUACCUUCCUCCUCUUCGCUACCCAGCCACUUGUACAUUCAAAAGCAGCUUGGAGUCUGAUCAGCAGCAGUAUAUCAUCCAUGGAGGAAAAACACCAAACAAUGAGCUUUCAGAUAAGAUUUAUGUCAUGUCUGUUGUUUGCAAGAACAACAAAAAAGUUACUUUUCAGUGCACGGAGAAAGACUUGGUAGGAGACGUUCCUGAAGCCAGAUAUGGUCACUCCAUUGAUGUGGUGUAUAGUCGAGGGAAAAGUAUGGGUGUUCUCUUUGGAGGACGGUCUUACAUGCCUUCUACCCAAAGAACCACAGAAAAAUGGAAUAGUGUAGCUGACUGCCUGCCUCAUGUUUUCCUGGUGGAUUUUGAAUUUGGGUGCGCUACAUCAUACAUUCUUCCAGAACUUCAGGAUGGGCUAUCUUUUCAUGUCUCCAUUGCCAGAAAUGAUACCAUUUAUAUUUUAGGAGGACAUUCACUUGCCAACAACAUCCGCCCUGCCAAUCUAUACAGAAUAAGGGUUGAUCUCCCCCUGGGUAGCCCAGCUGUGAAUUGCACUGUCUUGCCAGGGGGAAUCUCUGUCUCUAGUGGAAUCCUAACUCAAACUAAUAAUGACGAAUUUGUUAUUGUUGGUGGCUAUCAGCAUGAAAAUCAAAAAAGAAUGGUCUGCAACAUCAUCUGUUUAGAGGACAAUAAGAUAGAAAUUCGUGAGAUGGAGACCCCAGAUUGGACCCCAGAUAUUAAGCACAGCAAGAUAUGGUUUGGAAGCAACAUGGGAAAUGGAAUUGUUUUUCUUGGCAUACCGGGAGACAACAAACAGGCUGUUUCAGAAGCAUUCUAUUUCUAUAUGUUGAAAUGCACUGAAGAUGAUGUGAAUGAAAAUCAUAAAACAUUUACAAACAGUCAGACAUCAACAGAUGAUCCAGGGGACUCGACUCCCUUUGAAGACUCAGAAGAAUUUUGUUUCAGUACAGAAGCAAAUAGUUUUGAUGGCAAUGAUGAAUUUGACACCUAUAAUGAAGAUGAUGAGGAAGAUGAGUCUGAGACAGGCUACUGGAUUACUUGCUGCCCUACUUGUGAUGUGGAUAUCAACACUUGGGUACCAUUCUAUUCAACUGAGCUCAACAAACCUGCCAUGAUCUACUGCUCUCAUGGAGAUGGGCACUGGGUCCAUGCCCAGUGCAUGGAUCUGGCAGAGCGCACGCUCAUCCAUCUGUCAGAAGGAAGCAACAAGUAUUAUUGCAAUGAGCAUGUGGAAAUAGCAAGAGCACUACAAACUCCCAAAAGAGUCCUACCCUUAAAAAAGCCUCCAAUGAAAUCCCUCCGCAAAAAAGGUUCUGGGAAAAUCUUGACUCCUGCCAAGAAAUCCUUUCUUAGAAGAUUGUUUGAUUAGUUUUGCAAAAGCCUUUAAGAAUCAAAUGCAUUCAAUUUUUAAACCUAUUUUUAAAAAUCAUAACAAUGAUAAAAAUUAUAUAUCUAUUUUCGUUUGUUGAAAAUACUUAUGUUUUCUUUUAGUUACAUGAAUUGAGUGCUGGGAAAAAAGUGCUUUAAUGCAAUAUUAAAUACUAGAAGCUAUACAUUUUGAAAAUAUUUUACUCAAA
Galeopterus variegatus (Sunda flying lemur) is the source of this 1997-nucleotide messenger RNA. RefSeq names its product recombination activating gene 2 (gene RAG2). The transcript is spliced from 2 exons. Gene Ontology annotation, molecular function: protein binding; sequence-specific DNA binding. The record is from RefSeq and is a predicted model, not a curated record. The coding region runs from base 206 to 1789 and encodes 527 amino acids. NCBI's taxonomy places the organism in Eukaryota, Metazoa, Chordata, Mammalia, Dermoptera, Cynocephalidae. Gene Ontology annotation, cellular component: DNA recombinase complex; nucleus. Gene Ontology annotation, biological process: V(D)J recombination.